Cucurbita moschata (crookneck pumpkin) is the source of this 1179-nucleotide messenger RNA. Its product is annotated as F-box protein At3g07870-like. Lineage: Eukaryota; Viridiplantae; Streptophyta; Magnoliopsida; Cucurbitales; Cucurbitaceae. The transcript has a single exon. Bases 1 to 1179 code for a protein of 392 amino acids. Gene Ontology annotation, molecular function: protein binding. The record is from RefSeq and is a predicted model, not a curated record.
AUGGCUAAUGAUCAAGACAUUAUUAGCAACAAAACUCCCGAACUCAUACCUGAUGUCAUCGACCUAAUAUUCAGCAAACUCCCUUACUAUUAUUUGCCGAGUUGCAGGUUGGUCUGCAAAACAUGGAACGAUGUGAUCUUAAGUUCUAAACAUGACCCUUCAAUCUCGCCUGCUUCCAACUUUUUGCUUGCCCAUGUUUAUUCCAACCGCCGUGAUCGUCUCUCAUUUCGUAAUCUACAUUGCUUGGAAUUGGAUUCAGACCACGUGGAAGGGGUGAGGAGUAUUGCUUCAUUCAACUUGCGUCGUAAGUAUUUCCGACGUUCUUUUAUCUCAACUAUUAAUUCGUGCAAUGGACUCUUAGCUUUUGUAGUCACCAAAAAAACAAAGAGCUGGCUUAACUCGAAUAUAGUCGUCAUAUUAAAUCCCAUGACGAAUGAGUACUUUGAACUUCCCAAGGACGAAUUCAAAGGGAAUUGGCUUACGUGCUCCUAUGGAUUUGGAUUUUGUCCUAAAACAAAGCACUACAAAGUAGUAAGAAACUCCACCGUGGAAGAUAGAAACUCCACCGUGGAAGAUAGAAACUCCACCGUCCAUAAUAACUACAAAUCAGAGAUUUUUGCUUUUGGGACCCGGCAGGAAUGGACGCGUAUUGAGUCACCGUCCUGUUCUUUUAAUGGAUGUCAUGGUGUUUACUUGAAUGGAGGGUUGCAUUGGGUUGGACAAGAUGAUCUUCAUCAAGACGUUAUUUAUCGUCUAAAUAUGGAAGAUGAGAAGUACGAGCACAUUCCUUUUCCUAAUGAUGACGGUUAUUUUCCUUGUAUUGGAGUAUUUAAUGGUGCUCUUCAUCUAACUGUUUCUAUGGAGGGGCACGAGUACACGAUGUGGAAGAUGAAAGAAGAUGGUUCGUGGAUUAAAGCAUUUAGUUCCAUCGUACCAGAUGUGAGCAAAAAUAUUCUUUCUUUUUCAAAAUCAACCGUGGAACAGAUUAAAAUAUGUAAAGAUGGAAAGAUCUUGUGUGUUUGGGCGGGAGCUGAAUUAGUAUUGUAUGAUCCGCAGACCGAGAAGAUGGAGAAGUUGAUGGAUGAUACAAUUGCGAGAGAUUUUUCGGUUCACAACAUCGACUGCUUUAAUUUUAAUGCUCUUUCCGAUAUUUUGACUCGAAAAAUAUGUAAAUUUUGA